Helobdella robusta is the source of this 711-nucleotide messenger RNA. RefSeq lists its product as hypothetical. Bases 1 to 711 code for a protein of 236 amino acids. Lineage: Eukaryota; Metazoa; Annelida; Clitellata; Rhynchobdellida; Glossiphoniidae. The record is from RefSeq and is a predicted model, not a curated record. The transcript has 3 exons.
AUGGACGAUGACGGGUAUGGAGAUACGUACCUGAUGAAAGUUUUGAUCAAGCCACUAAUCAAAAACAUACCAGAAGAAGCAACGAUUAGGUUAAUUAAACUUUUGAAAAACUUUUCAGAUGUCUUCAGUUGCUCUAAACAGGAAAUCAGGAUGGCAAAAGGGGUCUACCAUAAAAUUGAAACACAGGAAGCUCGCCCUGUCAAACAGCAGUUGAGGAGGGUACAAGAGAACUACCAAAGUAAAGAAAAACUCGUGGCAAAAGCCAGGAAGGUGGUCAAACAAUUUCUGGUUUUUGACAGCCUUUCACCAAUGGAGUCUAGCGUAGAGAAGUGUUUGGACCCGGAAAUUACAGUGUCACAUGGUAAACAAUCAACAGCGGCAGUUUCAUCUGAUACGAAGAAUCCUGAAAGCCAGACAAAGAAUUUAGAAGAAGUCCCGUCUAAACUUUCCGCGAUCAACCACACCGAAAACUUAGGAGGAUCCCGAAUCGAUUUGCUGAGAUGGAUAAAUGGGAGUCUGUCAUCGAGGAUCGGCGGGAAGGACGAUGGUCAUCAAACCUUGUUAAUGACGCCGAACGUGGUGGAUCAAGACAGCGAACAACGCGGGCAGCCCCUGCCCAAAGAAAAUGAAGCGGCCGUCACGAUGGGAUCAACCCAACCAUCCGAGGAUGAAAUGUUCCUAGACCUUGGGUUGGGUGAGGACGACUUUUGA